GGCGGGGCGCCCGGCCAGAGGGUUUAAAGGGCGCCUCCACCAGGGCUACUCAGUUUAGCUACCGAGCGGUGCCAGGCCAGGUGUACGCGUCCGUCGGCCCUUCCGCGCCCGCCCCGGAGACGAGCCCCGGAGGCCGCCCGGGCCGACCCGGCCGACCCUGUGCCCGGCACCAUGAAGCAGGAGGCCGCGGUCCAGAACACUCCGCCUCCCUCGCCGUUCCCGGCAUCGUCAGUGCAGACCCCCCAGGAGGACGGCGAACCCCAAGCACUGUGGAUUUUCGGAUACGGCUCCCUGGUGUGGAGGCCCGACUUUGCCUACAGCGACAGCCGCGUGGGCUUCGUGCGCGGCUACAGCCGGCGCUUCUGGCAGGGUGACACCUUCCAUCGGGGCAGUGACAAAAUGCCUGGCCGUGUGGUGACUCUCCUUGAAGAUCGUGAGGGCUGCACUUGGGGUGUGGCAUACCAGGUUCAAGGCGAGCAAGUGAAUGAGGCCCUGAAGUACCUGAAUGUUCGGGAGGCAGUGCUUGGCGGCUAUGACACCAAGGAGGUGACCUUCUACCCUCAGGAUACACCAGAGCAGCCCCUCAAGGCACUGGCCUAUGUAGCCACCCCACAGAACCCUGGCUACUUGGGCCCUGCUCCGGAGGAGGCCAUUGCUACCCAGAUCCUGGCCUGCCGGGGCUUCUCUGGCCACAACCUCGAGUACUUGCUGCGACUUGCUGACUUCAUGCAGCUCUGUGGGCCUCAGGCGCAGGAUGAGCAUCUGGAAGCCAUUGUGGAUGCGGUGGGCUCCAUGAUGCCCUGUUUCUGCCCCAUCGAGCAGUCUCUGGCACUGAUCUGAGAGGCAGAGCCCCUGCAGGGAGUACACAUGCAGACCCUGGGGCAGAUGUCCAGCCCAGUGCCUGAGUCAGACAUGAUACAGCUGGAGCCCCUGAGAGGACAUGGCAGGCAGCUGGGGACACCUCUCCCUAUGCCCGCCUGCCUGCCAGCCUGCACCUCUCCUGUGUGAUGCUGACUUCCUACUUGAAACUUAAUUUAUUGCACCAUGUUGGUGUGGUGGGCAGGGUGGGGGGCCUGCCCUGGACAUGGGCCCUGCUGUGUGGUGGUCCAGCCCAGACCCCUGGUGCCUCACCAGAUCCCCCCAGUGCUGCUGCUAACCCCACAUCACCCAGUCCUCCAGCUGCCCAGGGAGCUUCCAUGCACUUUCAUCCUCUGUCCACUGAGACCGGCCAUUCCCCAGCUGUGGAAGAGCUCCUGCGCGAGUGUCCAUCCCGCUAUGUGAAGGGCAGGAGCAUGGAGAGGGGCCAACAAGGGCUGAGGCCUGCACAUCCACUGGGAGCUCAGGGCAGAGCUGGAUCUGAUGCCUGGACACACUGAGAGACAGGCCUGGGCUUCUUACCUUUGUGGUUUUCUCUCCUGGUCACUCUGUCUGUCUGCUUAUCUGGGCCACUCCUGUGUAUCUCUUGUUCUAUUCCUGGGGGCUGGACAGGUCCUAGCCCCUUCCCCAUCUGUUCCAUACAUUUGCCCAUAAACUGGUCUCUUGUUAUCUG
Molecule: messenger RNA, 1549 nt
Organism: Heterocephalus glaber (naked mole-rat)
Lineage: Eukaryota; Metazoa; Chordata; Mammalia; Rodentia; Bathyergidae
Gene: Chac1
Product: ChaC glutathione specific gamma-glutamylcyclotransferase 1
Biological process (GO): glutathione catabolic process
Cellular component (GO): cytoplasm
Molecular function (GO): glutathione specific gamma-glutamylcyclotransferase activity
Source: RefSeq, a predicted model, not a curated record